AUGAGCGAGAAUAACUCCAACUGUGUUAAGGUCUUGGAGACAUUAACUGGUGAUACUACUAUAAUGGAAGAAGGCAUUUUUAGAGAGGAAAUCACUAAGAUGGAGAAGGACUUUCUAACCCCGAGGACGCCGCCAAAGGAAUUUUUACGAUUACUGAUUGCUUAUAUUGCCGAACGAAGAUCCACAGACACUAACCAUUUGCUUAAUUAUGUUUCUUUAACUACAUCCUUUUCAGAUCAACAAAAUAGCGAGUUGGAUCAAAGGAACAGUGCGCUUUUGAAUCAAGCGCUUUCCCAGAUGGUUUUCAUUCCUAAUACACAACGAGCUAUGGAUUAUGCUAGAAUCGCCAGGUUUGAUUUGAAAGAAAGUGGAAAGACGCCUAGCAUUGCUGAUAAGAAGGUCAAGGUGCAGCGGGUUUUUGAAAUGAUGGCCGGUGAUUGGUAUACUCUUCUGGUGAACAUGGGAAUUUAUGCUGAAAAUUCAGAAGAUUGGCGGUUAUUUACUCUCUUGGAACAAGCAUGUGUUGAGGCGCGAGAAACCCAUCAUUAUCAAGUCUAUCUUAAGUACUUGCACCAUCGAGUUGAGAAGGUGAAAGACGAGGUGGGACUUUCGACUAACGCAUCCGACCAUACAAUAACGAACUUUUUAGCUCGUGAACGCGGAUGGGAUCCAAUACCUCAAAAACGCAGAAGGGAUCCAAUACCUCAAGACGACGAUUCUAUGCGUGAAGUACCGGUUGAACUUGAUUGGAUGAACAGUUAUUGGGCCAUCAAAUGCUUGCUUACUACGCCUUGUCUUGACGACCCAAAAUACAAGUUUGACUCCACGACUGAUGAUAAGGCUCGAUGUGGGUAUCAUGCUCAAAUGGCUCGAUUACUUCAGCAGCACGACAUGCAUGCUGGAUUGCCAGAAUAUAACCCCAAUCCAAAUGGGUUAACACCCGACGAGAAGUUUAUUGAUACUAUGCUAACCAUAUUAACUUCUCAUACUAUUGCCGAGCAAGCCGAGAUUUACAGAAACCCAAAUGUGCCUCAAAACCAAGAGGUGAUAACCAACCAAAAGAUGGCUAUUAGGGAGGCAGCACUAGAAUACAUGACAUAUUUAAAACAGGUUAGUCAAAUGGAUGUGGAUAAACUAUGCUACGAGGCCCCAUCUACGGCUGCUUACCAACACCUACUAGAACUAAAGAAGAAGAAGGCUAAGACAAUACUAAACUUGCUUAACCAGUCUGAUGCGAACAGAACACUACCGCCAGCUGCGGAGUGGUUAACCACAAAAGUUAUCAAUGCCGAAAACGAAAACCCAGCUAGUCUUCUUGACCGCCUUAAGUACAAUGAGCCUACGACGAUAGGUAGUUCGGUGAAAAGGUUUCUCCAUACUAUGUCCCUAUACGCACUCUUUUUCGUGUCUAUCUUCCUUACCAGCUUCAUGACUUAUAUUAGUGUGAUGUAUUGUUAUUGGCUAAGUGACUUUAAUAUCAUGUUUGGCCUAGUUAAUAUCGUUACAUUGUUGAUGGCCAUUCUAUCUUUAGUCCAAAUAAUGAAGAUAACUAGUAUUGCCCGGGCCGAGAAAAAGAGUCCCUAUUCCGUGCUUACAGAUAUGCUAGCUCCUCUCUUGUUAGUUACUUUUGGCGCAGUUGCCCUAUCUACCUUGGUGUUUUAUCAGGCGGAGAACAUUUCAUUGAACUUGCAUGUCAACCUUCAAGUAGGCCUUUUCCUGCUUAGUCUGGCAUCUUUAUAUCUUGGUUGGACAAAGAAGGAGGAAGAUACUACAACUGGUGAGCAUAAGGUAGGAUUUUGGAAAAAGACAGGCGGUCGUUUAAAAGUGGUAUUUGGGUUUGAUUAUUCCUUUGAGGAUGUUAAAGCGAAGAUUUUACAGUGGGGAUUUGCCACAAUAGUUCAAGUUUUGUUUAUUAUCUUGAUUGUGGUUUUGGUGCUCUGCUGGACUAAACUGCCUGCUAUGGAUGACGUCAUUAAAACCAUCCAUGCAAAGGUCGUGGCAUACAACAACAAUUUGCAGGGUCAAACUCCCUAA
Messenger RNA from Nematocida homosporus, 2034 nucleotides. RefSeq lists its product as uncharacterized. NCBI's taxonomy places the organism in Eukaryota, Fungi, Microsporidia. The record is from RefSeq and is a predicted model, not a curated record. The transcript has a single exon. The coding region runs from base 1 to 2034 and encodes 677 amino acids.